Molecule: messenger RNA, 609 nt
Organism: Sporothrix brasiliensis 5110
Lineage: Eukaryota; Fungi; Ascomycota; Sordariomycetes; Ophiostomatales; Ophiostomataceae
Exons: 1
Coding region: 1-609 (202 amino acids)
Source: RefSeq, a predicted model, not a curated record
AUGGCAUUCGGCCUCCUCCUCCUUCGCAGCGCGCCAAUGGUGCUGUCAGCUGCCGCCGUGCAGUUCGACUACAGCCAAUACCUCUUCCUGCGUCCGUUCCUUGACCUGACAGCUGACCUCGAACAAAAGAACGGGGUUGCUCCCCCGGAAAGCCGCUCCCAGGUCAACACCGUGCUCGGCCACUUCAUCCACCGCCAGUUCCCGGCCGGCUUAAGCGCCAUUCUCACGCUCUAUCCGCUGACUUGGGUCGUCGCUGGUGCGAACCUGGCUCUCGGCCACCCGGCAAGUCGCCUCGCGGCGCUUCUCGGACUGGAUGACGACGGCGGCCUCGGCAUCGCCCCGGCCGCCCGCCACCUCUACAUUGCCGGGCUCGUCUGCAGUGUCGGACACAUGCUGUUUGGCCCGCGGGCACUGGAUCUGAUGCAGACAAUUGGCGCUCUGGGCGGCAAGGCGGGAAAGGACACGGGAACCCCCGAGAAGAAGCACGACAACUUGCAUCUUCUUCAGACAUGGCUGCAGCUGCAUUUGACCCGCACAUUCUUGGCCGACGUGCCUGGCUGGCUGUGCUUUACGGGGGCGUUUCUACUCAGCGUGGCGCGGUCGGGGUGA